AUGCCGUCCGCGGCGCGUAUAUCAUCCCAAGGCCUCCUCAACAGAUUCCACUCGCAGCGCGUGACAGCCUUGCGCAAGUUUUUCCCCGCUGGCGCUGCUGCGGCUACAAGCGGGGCCGCCACGGUUACAGCCAGCGGAAAAGCUGGCGUAGCGGCGAAACCACUGGCGACGCCCGGCGCGACGGCGGGCACGUGUGAGGCAUCGACUCUCACGGGGUUCACGAGCUCAGUGGACCUGUCAGGCAGCGGGCUCAUCCUUCACUGGAAAACGACAACGGGGUCCACCAUCGACCUGGCGCUCGAGGCCAAGUCAACCAGCGGCGCGGCGAGCGGCUGGUUUGCAGUGGCGUGGACCACCGGCGGCAUGUUCAACUCCGACGCCGUCAUUGGGAACCUCGUGACGCCCGCCAGCGGCGUGGACACGUACGCGAUCUCGAGCUACUCGGGCCCGGUUACCACCACGCGCUUUGCCAUCAGCGGCGCGAGCGUGGCUUCGGAAGGCGGAAGCACGAUCGUGAGUUUCACGCGGGAGACGGGAGACGGGUUUGUGGCAGUGAACGUGGCGGGGAGCAACAAGCUCGCGUGGGCUCACUCGUCCAGCGGCUCGCAGACAGUUGCCAACCAUGGCGGCUCGAACAGAGGAACCACUACCGUUGAUUUCUCUUGCGACGGCACAGCUGGCUCCGGAUCAGGCUCGGGAUCAAGCUCGGGAUCAGGCUCAGGAUCAGGCUCGGGCAGUGGAGCAGGCACGUGCACGGACAACACAGGCGUGAGCGGCACGGUAUGCCCUGCGUCCACCCUCUGCGGCUACUCCUACCAGGCGCAGAUUAAAUUGGGCGUGCUGCUGCAUUGGAAGCCCGCCUCCACCACGCAGCUGGACAUGGCCGUGGAGCUCAAGAGCAGCAGCGGCGCCAGCAAUGGCUGGUUCGCCCUCGGCUGGGCCAACAGUGGACACAUGGCUCCCUCCGAUGCAGUCAUUGGCAACAUGGACGGCCGGGUCGUCAGCCCUUACCACAUCACUGGCCAUGCCAUGUCCUCGUUACAAGGCGCCUCGUUUAGCAUUGGCGGCAGUGCUGGGACCGUGACAUCGGCUUCAGGGUCCACAGUGAUUCAGUUCUCCCGCACGGCCGGCACGGGGUCUAUUCCCGUGAAGAUGAGUGAAGUCAGCCGCCUCAUAUGGGCUCACUCCGACUCCGGCUCCCAGACCCUUGCCUUCCACGGCGACGCCAACCACCGUCCGCGAAGGAGAGUCGCCAUGGCGGAAGCCGCGGGCGGCAAGUACGUGGGGGAAACGCAGGGCACGGCGCGCGCCAACAUGGACACGGUCAUGAAGGGAUGGUUCUCGGAAGUCAGCCCCAUGUGGCCAGGAGAGGCGCAUUCGCUCAAGAUCGAGAAGGUGAUUUUCGAGGGCAAGUCCGACUUCCAAGACGUCGCCAUUUUCCAGUCGGAGACGUACGGCAAGGUGUUGGUGCUGGACGGCGUGAUCCAGCUCACGGAGCGCGACGAGUGCGCGUAUCAGGAGAUGAUCACGCACGUGCCGCUCUGCUCCAUCCCCAACCCCAAGAAGGUGCUGGUGGUGGGCGGCGGCGACGGCGGAGUGUUGAGAGAGGUGUCGCGGCACGUGGGGGUGGAGCAGAUCGACAUCGUUGAAAUCGACGGCAUGGUCAUUGAUGUAUCCAAGGAGCACUUCCCUGCGGUGGCCAUUGGCUACAAGGACCCACGCGUCAACGUCACUGUGGGCGAUGGAGUGGCGUUCCUCAAGGCGGUGCCAGAAGGCACGUACGACGCCAUCAUUGUCGACUCCUCCGAUCCCAUCGGGCCGGCGCAGCAGCUGUUUGAGCGGCCCUUCUUUGAGUCGAUGGCGCGGGCAGUGCGGCCAGGCGGGGUGGUGUGCACGCAGGCGGAGUCGUUGUGGCUGCAUCUGCCCAUCAUCAAGGACAUCGCCCUCGCCUGCCACCACGCCUUCAAGGGCUCCGUUAACUACGCCUGGACCAGCGUCCCCACCUACCCCAGUGGCACCAUCGGCUUCAUGGUGUGCUCGACCCCGGGGCCAGAGGUGAACUUCAAGGUCCCCUGCAACAAGAUUGAGGACCAGCCUGAACGACCUGACAACCUGCCCAAGUUGCCGCCCCUUAAGUACUACAACUCUCAAGUCCAUUCCGCUGCCUUCGUUCUCCCACAAUUCGCCAAGGAGGCUCUUGAGCCCCACCUCACUAAGUAA
Messenger RNA from Closterium sp. Naga37s-1, 2220 nucleotides. NCBI's taxonomy places the organism in Eukaryota, Viridiplantae, Streptophyta, Zygnematophyceae, Desmidiales, Closteriaceae. The record is from the annotation of a GenBank genome assembly.